This is a messenger RNA of Brienomyrus brachyistius, 2627 nucleotides long. RefSeq names its product ankyrin repeat and SOCS box protein 12-like. Gene Ontology annotation, biological process: positive regulation of transcription by RNA polymerase II. Gene Ontology annotation, molecular function: transcription cis-regulatory region binding; protein binding. The record is from RefSeq and is a predicted model, not a curated record. The transcript has 3 exons. The coding region runs from base 609 to 1559 and encodes 316 amino acids. NCBI's taxonomy places the organism in Eukaryota, Metazoa, Chordata, Actinopteri, Osteoglossiformes, Mormyridae. Gene Ontology annotation, cellular component: nucleus.
AGCGUAUCAAACAGCUCACUGGCCUGUUUCACGUAGCAGGAUUUCGUAUUUGCAGGAUAACUUAUUGGAUUUAAGGUAAACCAAUUUAAAUGGACUUUAUCUUUGUUCACUUGCAUUUAGCUCAGACUACUUUAAAUCCGAUAAGUUAUCUGGCUAAGCAAGAAAUCUUGCUUUGCGAAACAGGCCUCAAAUGUCAGUGUUAUAGUGGGGAUACAUACAGAAAGGUCAAACGUUUUCUCUGAUUAGUAUGUCACCUAUUUAUGCACAGACAGUAACACAUGCCUAUCAGCAGUCUAAAUAUACUCUCCCUGUCCGAGCUCUCCAAGAAUGGAAGUUAAGGGGGAUCCAUUUGUGACCUAAAAUUAGCCUCCUGAUGACCAAACCAUGCUGUCUGGCUGUGCAAUUUCAAGCUAGCUCCAAACUUCGUCUGAGCUUACAUGUUUAUGUUCUACCGGACAGAGAAACCUCUUUUAAAGUCUUUUUUUUAUGCCAUGGCAAAAAAUUAAGGGGAUACCAACUUCAGUGUUGAAGUGGAUCUUGCUGGAGUUUUCAGUGAGUCAUUUUUGUGAAGUAAUUGUAGAUGGAGCUUUGAAAAAUUCUUCUGAAUAAUGGUGCUUCAGAAAGCAAUAAACAUGAGUUUAAUGGACAUUUCCAAGAUGUUCUCUAUGCUCCAGCCGAAAGAGGAAGAGGAUACAGACAAUGGAGAAUGUCGCGAGCUAAAUCAAGCUGUGGCCAAUGACGACGAGAAGCUCCUAUCUGAGCUGCUGGCCCAGGAGAGGUACAGAAAAUUCAUCAAUAGCCGCAGCGGAUGGGGAAUCCCGGGGACACCCUUGAAGACCGCCGCAUCCCAGGGCCACGUGAGGUGCCUGGAGGUUCUUCUCUCACAUGGAGCUGAGGUGGACAGUCUUGACGUGAAGGCCCAGACUCCUCUCUUUACAGCCGUCAGCGGGAAACAUAUAGACUGUGUCAGUGCUCUCCUGAAGGCCGGAGCAGACCCCAAUGGUAGUGUGUACAACAAUUGUUCUCCGGUCCUUAUGGCUGCCCGUGAAGGAGAUGUGGAUAUUUUGAGAGAGCUUCUGCAAUACGGAGCAGAGGUUAACGUCAGGCCCAAAGUACCAGAAUGGGCUUCCAAUGCCUCUGGCUGUACUGGCCCUCUCUACCUUUCAGCUGUUUAUGGACACCUUGACUGCUUCAAACUGCUUCUUCUGUAUGGCGCAGAUCCAAAUUACAACUGCAGAGAGGAGAAAAUGCUUGCAAGGAUAAAACAACCCAAGACAGUUCUGGAGAUGUGUCUUAGAUACGGCUGUGGAGUAGAGUACAUUCAGCUCUUGACAGACUUUGGUGCAAACGUCUACCUGCCCACUCUCAUAAUUGAGAAAACCACAAAACAGAAUGAAGCUGUUGUUCUGCUCCUUAAGGAACGAGUCUGCCCCAAAACGCUGAUGUCUCAAGCACGCCUAGCUAUCCGCAGCUAUCUCCCGAUGGCUAACAAAAUGUGUUCCAUUGAUUGUCUGGAUCUCGCCCCAGUGCUGAGGAAUUAUCUGAAACACACUACAUGAGGUUCACCCAAAGACGUUUAAUUGAAAAAUGUCUCAAGUAUUCUUGGAAGCCUUCAUCGUGGGUACAUUAGAAAUGCAUUUCUGACGUGCUAUAUCUUUUUAUAAAAAAAAGAAGAAAUGUACAGGAAAAAAAAGUUUUUACAUUGUUUAAAUGAGUUAUAUUUAUUGUGUUUUUUUUUCAAUGAAGCAUAACAAAUAUUACUAUGCAGUUUGGGGCUGAAAGCAAAGACUUGCCUCGUGUUUACUGCCAUUCCUCUAUGAAUCUACUUUCAUGUGCCAAGCAAAGCUUUCCUAACAUACACAGUUUGAAGCAUUUGUGCAUUGAAUUGCAGUAUUUUUGUGUCAAAUAGAUCCAUGUCAAUAGAUUGUGACAGUGUGCGGAUCGCGUGCCCUACAAUCGACUGCUGUCCCUCCCAGGGUGUCUCCUGCCUGUCCUGUGCUUCCAAGGAGAGGCUACAGGCUCCCUGUAACCCUGCACUGGAGACGUUUUUGUUAUUCAAGAUGGAUGGAUGGAUGGAGAUGUAUGCAUGUAUGGACUAUUGUGUAAAUGACCAUCAUUCAUUUUUUUUAAAUGUUCUAUAGCCUUAUCUUAUAGCAGCAUGUAUUGUACUAAGGUAUCCAUUGAUACAAUGAAAUCUGAAUGAAAGUCUGCGAUUGUAUGUUGUACACAAAUAAAAGCAGUUAACUGACCACAAUGACCAAAAUAUGACCAUUAAUGUCUCUAAUUGUUUUACACACCAAAAUGAUGAUUUUAGUCAAAUUAUGAAAUUAUUUAUAAUAGAUUAUACCUUAUUCAAUUGGCAUAAUUAAGACAUUAAUUGGAUAACAUAUUAAAUUCAUUUUUAAAAAAUAUUUGUACGAUGUGCCCGGUGGUAUUUCACAGUUGUAUAUAUCUGCAUUGAAUAUAGACAUCCAGGUUUGAUCCAGCUAAUGCAGAUGAAAUGGUAGCUGAUUGUUUACUGUUUGCCAGCCAUUAAAAAUCCAUAUAGAUUAUUUGUAAAGUUGCAGAAGAAUCAUUACUGAUAUUUCAUAAAUUAUCUUCAAAUAAACAAUACCCCCUAAUUAUCU